Molecule: messenger RNA, 1689 nt
Organism: Acytostelium subglobosum LB1
Lineage: Eukaryota; Evosea; Eumycetozoa; Acytosteliales; Acytosteliaceae
Exons: 2
Coding region: 1-1689 (562 amino acids)
Source: RefSeq, a predicted model, not a curated record
AUGACAUCUUGCCUCUCAUUGCUCGAUCUUCCAUAUAGAGUCAUUCUAUUGCUCUUUGACUAUUUGGACAACUUGGAUGGAAUAUGUCUUGUGCUCAGCUGCUCAUGUCUCUACGCUCAAAGAGAUAGUCUUCUGAGGUUUGACAUCAGCUCAAUGUAUAUUGAAGGUUGCUACACAAACAAGAGCGAAGAUAUCAGACAUGUAACAUGUCUCAAUAGCUUCCUCCACUCAAUUGAUCGAUCUCUGAGCAACAUUAACAUUAACAUUGAGGUUCGCACGAGUGACGAUGUAGAGUGGCUGCAGUCGCACUCCAAUGGCAAUUACAACAUCAGCAAGCUCACGAUCGUUGGUGAGCAACCAUCCCUCAUACCGCCAACUGUGACAUCGCUCAACUGCCACUUGGAUUUUGUUGGUGAUGUUUCAUCAUCAUCAUCAGUGACUGAGCUCAUUGUCUUUGGAGAUGGACUGCCAGUCGAUAUUCCAUCAUCAAUCACAACUCUCGAUAUCAGCAAUUGCCGUGCCGGCGUUACAGAUACCUUUGAGAUACCCUCAACAGUCUCAACGCUGACGGUCUACGCGAGCCAAUUCAGUCCGCUCUCGCUUCCUCACUCCAUCACAACUUUGGACCUUCAUGCAUAUUAUUGUUAUCUUGGCUAUGGGGUCAUUCCAGACUCUGUGACCAAGCUCACGCUGCGAGAAUACGACUAUGACCUGCAGGCAGGCGACCUCCCUCAAUCGAUCAAGUAUCUCAAUCUUUACUUUUACAACAACUCGCUAGAAAUUGGAUCUAUCCCAGAUGGCGUCGAGUGUCUCAUUACCAACAACUUUAAUCGACCUCUGGAAGAGGGAGUAAUCCCUCACUCAGUGACAAGGUUGGAGUUUGGCAAAGAAUUUGAUCAAGAACUGUAUCCUGGAGCAAUCCCGGAGUCGGUGUCACACCUCAGAUUUGGCGACCGGUUCCGGCAUUGCACGCGCUCACUCGCCUGUCUCCCGCCAUCGGUGGUUCAUCUCUGUCUUGGUGACCAUCGUCUCACGCCGGGAAAUAUUCCUGCCUCCAUCACUGAGCUCGUCCUUGGUGGAUUCUACGACAGGCCAUUCGAUCACAAUGCAAUCCCUCCCACUGUUACCUCUUUGACAAUUGGAAGAAAGUUCUUUACUAAUGACAUUGACAAUCUUCCAUCAACGCUCAAGACCUUUCGGUACGAUGGCGGGACCGUGCUGGGCAGACAUCUCCUUCAUCUCACCAACUUGGGUAUCGGCGAUGUCCGCAUCGACAACAUUGACCGCACGCAUCCAUCUCUUGGGAUUGACCAUCCUCUCGACCCGACCAGUCACACAACGUUCAACAUCCUUCGCUUCGCCACACUUUCCUCACGAGUGACGGUCAACUAUUAUAAUGUACACUCGCAGAUCAGAUUUGCCAUCAGAUUCCUAUACAACGAUGUGGCGCUUUUCUUGGCAGACUCGCUUGUUGGCGGCUUCAUUCCAGUGUCAAAGUUGAUGGCACAUGAUUUUGAAGUCACCUCGCUGACGCAUCGAUUAAAGCUUGGCAGGCAUUACAAACAUAUUGAUAAUCCAGAGGACCCCGAUGGCGAUCGAGAUGAAGAAUAUCGGACCAUGGCAGAAACCUUUGGUCAACAACAGGUGAAAUCACUAUGUGGCAGUUCUUCUGAGCACGACGAUCAAUAA